This is a messenger RNA of Sorghum bicolor (sorghum), 1606 nucleotides long. RefSeq names its product RNA pseudouridine synthase 5. Gene Ontology annotation, molecular function: RNA binding; pseudouridine synthase activity. Gene Ontology annotation, biological process: pseudouridine synthesis. The coding region runs from base 60 to 1283 and encodes 407 amino acids. Lineage: Eukaryota; Viridiplantae; Streptophyta; Magnoliopsida; Poales; Poaceae. The transcript is spliced from 14 exons. The record is from RefSeq and is a predicted model, not a curated record.
GAACGGAGAACUUGAUGGACUAAUAUGCAAAUGUACUCUUAAACCUCUUCCCCAGCGCGAUGGCCGCCGCCGCCGCGGGAGAAACACCGGUGGGCGACGGGGCUCCGCCGUCAGGGGCUCUGUACUCCUUCGGAACGCCGUGGCCGGAGCUCAAUCAAGGCCUCACCUACACCGACACGUUCCGUUGCGCUGAUGCGGACGCCGUUACCACCUUGAUUGAGUUCUACUCUAGUAAAUACAAGAGCUCGGCGCCGUUGCCAGGGUGGAUCAAGAGGAUUGGUAACCGGCAGAUAACCGUUGAUGGUGAAGUUGUCACUGAUCCAGAUAUGACUCUCAGGGAUGGUUCUAAGUUGGUAUAUCAUCGUUUUCCCUGGCAGGAGCCAUUUGCGCCAUAUUUGCUGGAAGUGCUCUACGAGGAUGAUGACAUGGUUGCCCUUAAUAAGCCUUCUGGCUUGCAAGUUCUGCCUAAAGGCCUCUUUCAGCAGCGCACUGUUUUAGCACAGCUUCAAUUGAAAGACUGGAAGAUGGCCUCAUCUUGCCGCUCCAAGAGAAAAGAUGUGCAGUCACAUCCAGUACCUGUUCAUCGAUUAGGGAGGGGAACAUCAGGCCUCCUGCUUUGUGCCAAGACAAAGGUUGCCAAAGUUCGACUUGCAUCUUAUUUUGCUGAGGGUGCUAUAAAUGCUGCAACGAAAAGGGAUAAAUCAGAGUUCAGUGAAGAGCGAAAAAUUUCAAAAUUUUAUCGAGCCUUAGUGACUGGCAUACUUGAUAAUGAUGAGGUUGUGGUUACGCAACCCAUAGGGCUAGUUCAUUAUCCUGGAGUUGCAGAGGGACUUUAUGCGGCAUGUUCCUCAGGAAAGCCAGCAAUGAGCAAAGUAUGUGUACUUGAGAGACUUGCACACCAAAAUCACACACUGGUCCAGGUUGAAAUUCAUUCAGGACGACCUCACCAAAUACGGAUACACCUUGCAUACAUUGGGCACCCUCUUGUAGAUGAUCCUCUCUAUGGUAUUGGUGGCCACCCCAAAUUUGUUGAGCCAGAAUCUACUGGCACAGAUAAUUCUUUUGCAUUUGAUGGAGGUUAUGAGAGACCUCUGCAACCUGUUCCUGGAGACUGCGGGUAUCACCUACAUGCACAUUGGCUGGUCCUUUGCCACCCAACAACCAAUAAGGUGAUUAAACAUAUAUCUAAUCUUGGGCAGAUGGUAAAAAUUACCGCUCCUCUUCCACAAAUUCUACAGACACGGGAGGAACGCCGUGCUACAGCUGAGCAAGUCGAUGGUUGAACUGAGCAAGCAGCAAGUCCUCACAGACGUCUGCUCCUCUAUUUUAUCACCUUUCUCGAGGACAUACUUGCGUCGUACACUAUCAACUGUACAACGGCGAGCUGCAAAACUCUGGCUCGACGCAGCGCCGUCUCAUGUGACGUUUAGGACAGGCUAACGGGAUAACAUCAGAUAUUUAAAAGUAAACGGAGUACUAGCUAAUGAGCUCUAUGAUGAUUCUUCUAUCCUUGAAUCUUGUUCAUCUAUUCGAAGUUCAAAUUAAACGGAGUACUAGCUAAUGAGCUCUAUGAUGAUUCUUCUAUCCCUGAAUCUUGUUCGAUCUA